This is a messenger RNA of Patella vulgata (common limpet), 6103 nucleotides long. RefSeq lists its product as uncharacterized. The transcript is spliced from 2 exons. Bases 101 to 2734 code for a protein of 877 amino acids. NCBI's taxonomy places the organism in Eukaryota, Metazoa, Mollusca, Gastropoda, Patellidae. The record is from RefSeq and is a predicted model, not a curated record.
UUCAAUGUUGAUGGAUUUUCAAGAAAAACUCACAAUUUCUCACAAUUUAUAACAAUGAAAAGAUUUCAAAGUUUCUGAUUGUCACAGAGAAAAAUAAAAAAUGUCGACUGAAGCUAUUCCGACUGAGAGCGUUGUUGUUCCAAACCAAACCGUAUGUGCCUGCUGCGGCUGUGACAGCCAAGAUAGAUAUUACAUUCUAAAGAAUGUGGAUGUCAUUAAUUAUUACAAUGAUCCAUGCUCAUAUGUAAAGGGGGCAUCAUUCGAUCUGGUAACAGAAUUUUUUUUGAAAGACUUUGAUGUUCCAGAAAACAUUGGUGCAUUUGUUUGCUCUGGCUGCCACAAAAAAUUAAGGAAGGUUAAAGUGUGGAGAGUAAAACUACAAAAUUUGAUAAAUGAAAUUAAAGAAUUAUCCCAGUGCUUCAUAGAUUACAAAACCUUCCACGAAUUAGAUCUGCCACAUAAAAAGUUCAUGUUUGAAGAUAGAAGUACGAAAAGUAAAACCACUAAACCGUACAAUGCACUAACAAUGUCCAUCAAUAUUGAUAGCUCGAGUUCAGAAAAAAAGCCGAGAAUUCCAUCAGAUGUGGAUAGAACUGCAUCAGAUUGCAAAGUUUCAAUGGUGCAGCCACAGCUCCCGCUUGUCAAAUUAGAACCCAUAGAACAAAAUCUUAACAAUAUUGCAUCAACAUCUGUAUCCAGUCAACAAGAUACUGUCAACAAAAGGCCAUCCAUUACUACUAAUUACAGUUUACAAGAUAAAACUAUCAACAUCAUCAGACCACCGAAUACAAUGGCCAGUGAGCAAAAUACUGUCCGUAUCCGUCCAGCUAAUUUAGUGUCGAUAUUAAAUAAACAGGUUAACUUCAGUGUCAAGCCAGAUCAUCAAAAAAAUAUCCAGUUCGUGUCUCCUAAACAACCUGCUCCAAAUCCAAACAAUAAAAGCAUCAUAUCAGUUAAUAACGCAUCUAAACCAAAGCAAAAUAAUAACAGUAUCACCACAGUUAAAAUAAAACCUGCUUCAAAUCAGCAAAAUAUUGCUGUUAUGCCGGUUAGUAUAAAACCUAUGUCAAACCAACAAAAUAUUAAUACUGUUAAGCCGGUAUAUACUAUAAAACCUAUGUCAAACCAACAAAAUAUUAUUACUGUUAAGCCAGUUAAUAUAAUACCUGUAUCAGACCAACAAAAUAAUAAUAGUGUUCAGCCAGUUAAUAUAAAAUCUGUGACAGACCAACAAAAUAUUACUACUGUUAUGCAAGAUGAUCUACAGUCUGAGUCAAAUGUACAAAAUAAUAACAAAAUUACUCCAUCUAUUAUAAAUCAUGGCUUAAGUCAACAAACUAAUACAAGUGUCAUGUUAUCUGGUGUUAAACCAGUGUCAAGUCAACAAGUUAUUAGCAGUAUCAUCAAGCAAGCCAGUAUGGUAAAUCAACAAGAUAAUGUUAGUAUCAUGCCACCUAAUGUCAUAACAAGUCAACAAGGUAGAAGCAGUAUCAUCAAGCAAGCCAGUAUUCUAAAUCAACAAGAUAAUGUUAGUAUCAUGCCACCUAAUGUCAUAACAAGAGAACAAACACUCAUCAUGCCAGAUACAAAUGUUAUUGUCAUUCAGCAAACUUCAACCAUGCCAGAUAUUAGCAUGCCGAUUCAAAACCUAUCCAAUAAACCAGAUACAACACACAGUAAACAUACCCCUGGCACACAUACUGUUAAUAAAUCAUCACCAAUCAUAAACUGUUUUAACAAAAGUAGUGAGACAUCUCCAUUGAAUCAACAAACAUGUAUAGCUCAAUCAUUUCAUUCCCCAUCACAAACAUUCAGUUCUCCAAAACAAAAUAAUAGUUUACUACUAUGUAAUUCUUUAAGACCUACACGAUUUAAAUUGGUAAAGUUUAAGUCCAUAAAGAUGUUGAAGGACUUAAUGCCCAUUGUGAAAUGUCUUGCAGAUGGAAACAUUAGCAAAACUCUCCAACUUCUUUUGAAGUCUGAUGUUGACUAUAUUUUUGAAGCAAGCACAAAAGGGCUUUCGACAUUAAUAAAAACAGAAGCCAAAGAAUAUGCUCGAAAUAAGGCAAGACUUAUUGAAAUAAAUAAGACACCAAUUUUUGAUUUUGAAAGCUUUGACAUCAAAGUAAUGCAAAAGGAAUUUGAAACAUGGACACCAACUCUGUGGAAAUGUGUUUGUUCCGCAGCAACAUCUAAUUUCACCAAACGUUUUCAAAGUCCAAAAGUAUGCUCAGCAUUGUCAAUUCUCUUUCAUUCUCGAUCUCUGAAACUAAAUAUGUUACAAGAAUAUGUAGCUGUUGCUAUGUACAGUUGUAACCUUAAAAAGGAAGGAUUCCGGAUUCUAUCCAAGCUUGGAUUUUCUGUGAGUUGUAUUCAAAUUGAUAAGAGGCCAGUUCUAAAUACAGCUAAAAUAAGAAGACUUGUGUACAUGAGGAAAAAAAGAAAAAGAUUUGGCUCCGAUGAGGACACAGAAAAAGAAGAAGAUGACAUUGUUCUGACAGACCAUGAAGACAUUAUUGAGUGGGAUGAGGCAGAUGAAAUGUUUUCUAGUAACACAGAUAUUAAUAUAAAUAAAAUCUCUGAAUUUACAUCAGAGGAAUCUCAGCAAAUGAUAGUCGAUGAAGAAGACCUGUGUUGGGGUGAAAAAUCCAAGGAAUCAUUGAGUUAUAGUGUUAGUAGAAAUAUGCUGAAUGUGACACCAUAUGCUGAAAGAGAAAGACCUCAACAAGAGUAGAGGUGUUGGUUCCAGAGUUUACCAAAGCUUUAACACGUGAAACAAAUAGACUAGACAUUGUGCAUAAAAACAUACUAUUGUAUAUUAAUUUCACCUUUUUAAUCUAAUCCAAAUUGUAUGAAAAUUUUUACAAAUGAUAGAAAAACUAAGUGCUGAUGGGGCGGUGUUUGGUAUAUAAUAACCAUUUCACACAUGGCCUUAUAAGGUUCUCAUGUGCAAAGGACAAAACUAUAUUUAUUGGGUUAAUCAAUAUUUCCUUUUUUUUUAACCCUUUUCUCCCAAAAAUGACUUCUAUGUGUUAUGUACAAUUUAUUUUGCUGGAGUUAGACCAGUUGGUGGUCAACGUCAUACAAAUUUUAGUACAAAGACAUGACAAUUUGUUCCUCUGUCUGUAGUGAAAAGCAUUCAGCCCAACGAAAAUUUGGGGAAAAGUUGGAGGUGGGCAAAGAGGCCAGAAUUAACAUUGAAGUCAAUGAGGAAAUUAAUGGUGGUCUGCCUCCAUUUGAUCAACGUUAUAUAUUGGAGUUAUCUCCCUUUUACAUGAUUCGAAAAUUGUCGCGGGUGAAAUUGUGGGACUAACAUGCUAUAUCUUUAUUCGCUUGCAUGCAGUUUGGGGUUGACCAGGAUAAAAAAUGAAAUGGGGUUUAACAUCCUACUGUUCUGCUCCGACUGGAAUAAUGAAGACGGGCAUACGUCAUACAGUGCUUACUCUUAUAUCGAAUUCCAGCUGCCAAGGGAUCUUUUAUGUGCAUUUGUACGUGCAUACCAUCCGAACGACUAGACAGCUGUCCUAGUCAGACCCGCCGUCCUGCACCACUGACAAGGGGAAACCACCCCCGAAAAUUCCGAUGAACUUCCUCGGCCAAUGCAGAGAUCGAACACGCAACCAGCCACCGUGGCUCCCUGACAAAGAGAAAACUCACUGGGUUAGGUAGUUACUUUAUGAAGGCCUCUGAUCGUCCGAUCAGAGACCGUUCCUAAAGAAACCAGGGAUUAGGUAGGCGAUCGUAUAAUGAUGAGAUGAAAAUUGAAAGAGGGGGUUGGAUGGUGGGAUGUUUUAACGCGAGGGCUUAGAUUUCGAUUCCAAGCUUGUACGUGGCAAGGAGUAGGAGUCGCCUGUCCAACAUCGUGGGUUUUCUUCUCUCAUUGCAAAAGGCCCCAACGCACAAAUAAAAUUGAACCGUGUGUUAGUUCCGAAGUGACAAGGUUCUCGCACUCUCGCUCUCUCUCGCUCCACCCCCACAUUAUGUGGUAUCAAAUUAACCAGCACGACCCCGUGAAUUUGGGUCCCGGGCGAUGCCGCGUAUUCACAUGUAUAUCUAAUGACAACUGGUUCGUGGUUUUGCAUUUUAUUGUAAACAAGCAGGAUACCCGGCUUCUCCAGGGGCCUAAAACAUUCACGGGAUCAUGCUGGUUAAUUUGAUACCACAUUAUGUGGGGUGGAUCGCGGCCACGAAGCGUGAUAUGCGAACAUUCAUACAUAGAUACACACACAUGGUAUUGAUACAUGCCCACCAAAACGUUGGGUCAAAAGAGCCAAUAAGUUAAAUUAAUCUAAUGAAUAAACUGCUUCGUUUUUAUACAUGGAAAUGUGAACGUAUAUUGCCGUCGCCCCCGUCCAUCCGUCGUCCACAAUUUCUUGUGAACUGUCUUAACGCCAAAAGCUAUCCGAUUAUUUUUAAAUUGAUAUAUAUUGUUUACAUUAGCGAGAUGAAGAAUCCUAUUUAAUUUCUGUUAAUUACUUCCAGACUUAUGGCCCUUGUUUCACUUUGUUGCACCUUGUGAACGCUCUAACAUCAAAAGUUAUCUGCCGAUCUGUAUAAAAUUUAUAUGCGUCAUUUAGAUUAGUUAUUGAAGAAUCCUAUUGUAUUUCAGCAAUUUUCGUUAAUUACAUCUAGACUUAUGACCCUUGUUUCACUUUGUUGCACCUUGUUAAUCCUCGAUUGAUAAAAGUUAUCAUCCGAUAUGUAUGAAAUUUAUACGCUCUAACGACGAAAGCUAUCUUCCAAUCUGCAUGAAAUUAAUAUGCACCAUUUAGAUUAGCGAACCUUGUGAACGUUCGGAUGACAAAAGUUAUCAUCCGAUCUGUAUGAAAUUUAUAUGCAUUAUUUAAAUUAGUAAAACGAAAAAGCCUGUCAAGUUUCAAAACUUUCUGUAAAUUACUUCCAGAGUUGAGGCCCUUGUUUCAGUUUGUAGAACCUUGUGAACUCUCAAACGACAAAAAUUAUAAUCUGAUCUGUAUGAAAUUGUCUUGAAAAUGCCCCCCCCCCCCCUCACCAAUUACCUACAAAAGAAUAAAUCUGCGACAAGCCUUGUCGACAGCUUGGACGAUUUAGCAGUGGGCGUAGGUUUCGUUGCCUGCCAAUCUAUCUUUCUUACUACUAUACAUUUGACACAUUUUGACAGGGUUAUUCUGUAGGAGGCAUAUUGGGGAGGAGGGUAUGACUUCUGGCCAACCGCAUACGAAAACUUAAAUAUUUAGUUUCUUGCGAAGAGUAUUACGGGGUUACAGAGGUUGCGAUAGUUAUGCAAGACAGAGCUUUUCACUCACAACCUGUUUCGUUGACAAUAUAUAUCUAAGACUGUUUCUUUAAAGCGCCUUCGCCGCCUGGAACUGCUAUUACGUGAUACCGUAAGCUAAUAACUCACAAACCUUUUUAGAUAACACAAAUUAAAGAUACAUUAGUUAAGAGUUUUAUGAAGAGUUAACCAUUCUUGCUAUAAUAAUUCAAAAAUAGAUGAUAAAAAAAGAAAAUGUUGAAAAUUUCAGUCAAAUUACGGAAUUGUCACUGUUGGAAGUUUGGACUAGAAAUAGGCAUAAAUUGUGUCUGCACCGUUUAUGAGAAUUGGCGAUCCUUUGAUUGACAGACGACAACUCCACACACAUAUUCUCGAUUAUCAAGUAACAUGCUCAAUGGCUGCCUCACUUGACAGGCCUUUCAUCACCAGUUUCCGGUAGUGACAUCAGCGACUAACGGUAAACGUUAGCUUGGUCCGCUAUUUAUUGAUUUAAUUUUAAAUGGACGACUGUUUAAACCCAAACUGUAUCCAAGCCAUCUGUGGGACUACAAAGUUGAUUUUAAGCUUGCCGUGUAAAUAAAGGUCUAAUUAAUAAUUUCUAUAACAUCUGAAGCUUAAAUAAAGACUUGCAAUAGGCAGAUUUAGCUCUUGCAUAAUGUAUGUUUAAAUGAAAUGAAAUUGCGUUAUCGUUUUACUUUCUGGCUUGUGAAGAUGGGCAUACUCCAUGCAGUGUGCUAUAGGGGAAAUUUGUCCGGACAGCGGCGCUAUGGUCUACUCUGAUUUCGAAUACCAUGCAAUUGUCAAGGGCUCUUUUGCGUGUACGCCAAUGUGUACACGAGACCUCGGUUU